Aspergillus nidulans FGSC A4 is the source of this 2415-nucleotide messenger RNA. Its product is annotated as putative C6 transcription factor. The coding region runs from base 1 to 2415 and encodes 804 amino acids. Gene Ontology annotation, molecular function: DNA binding; DNA-binding transcription factor activity, RNA polymerase II-specific; zinc ion binding. The record is from RefSeq and is a predicted model, not a curated record. NCBI's taxonomy places the organism in Eukaryota, Fungi, Ascomycota, Eurotiomycetes, Eurotiales, Aspergillaceae. Gene Ontology annotation, biological process: regulation of DNA-templated transcription; DNA-templated transcription; positive regulation of transcription by RNA polymerase II. The transcript has 4 exons. Gene Ontology annotation, cellular component: nucleus.
AUGGCCAAGAGGGCCGCCCCGACACGUAAGCCGCGCGUCUCCGGAUCUGCUCACUCAAAACCCCGACAGAGACUGUCCAGUUCAGUAUCCAGAGGAUUAGCAGAUCGCCAGAUGGCGGACACCCAGACUCCAGAACAACGCGUCCGAAAGAGACGGCGGCGGACGAUCGCAUGCGCGCAGUGCCGCAGUCGGAAACUGAAAUGUGACCGCGAGUACCCGACCUGCGGCCGGUGCAUUAAGAGCAAAACGCCCAGCAAGUGUUCGUACGAAGAUGGCUUCCUAUGGCAGCAGCCAAGCACGGUGGAUUCGUCUUACGGCGAGCGAGCUAGAGCUUCAGCCCCAGCAAGCACGCAGAGUCAGAUGUUGUUGGUCGAUCAGCCGGCUGCCCACCCGACCCCAGACUCGGGGAUAAGCUCGUCUCGGCCUCAACUAACAAAUUCGACGAAUACUUGCCCUAGAGAUGAAAAGCGAGGCGAAAAGCGAGUCGAAAAACGUGAUCGAUUUCUAGAAACCGUCUUGGGGGCGCCCAAGGCUGCGGUCAAUCAGGAUUUCAUGAACAGCGCUGAGCUCCUGCACCGGCAUCGACUCCAUCCAACGGAUCCUAAACGUGCAGACUCGGUGCAGGACGAUGAGCCGCCGGUGUCGUCGUCACAGCCGCUCGACCUUUCGCCUCGAAUCAUGUUGCGGGGCAAGGAUACAAAGACCCGUUACAACGGGUCCGGCAUCUUCGCCAACCUCAUCGCGCAGUUCCCGGAUCUCAGGUCGUUUGCAGAAGAGAUCCGGCUUGCCAGUCCGCACCUCUCUGCUCUUCGAUUCGAUCUGACCAGGGUAACGAGGGGGCUCUGGAAGAAGAAGAUCCUCAACGAGCCGGUCAAGAAUCUGGAUACGGCAUCUUUGAUCGCGUUGCUGCCGUCUCGAGACACCGUAGAUGAACUGGUCGUUUUAUACCUCACGCAUGUCGAGUCGCUGCAUCGUAUCCUCCACAUUCCCACGUUCCUAAGAGAUUUGGAAAGCUUUUGGGACCAGAAACACAACCCGGCCAUGGUGUCGGCGGCAUUUGUCGUGCAGCUGCUCCUCGUCCUUGCCUGUUCUUGGAACCUGGCAGAUUUCACCACUCUUGAGCUAAAAAACGGGUCUAGCCUCAAUUGCUAUACCGCCAUUGACUGGGUCAAGCAUGCAGAUAAGUGGAUCGAGACCGCCCAUAUCAAGCGAUCAGAUAUCAUCGUUCUCCGAAUGCAUAUUCUUCUGGUCACUGCUCAAAAGAGCCUCGGGAUGGGCCGCAGCAAAUCAUGGCUUUCUACUGCAACUCUGGUGAAGCAGGCCAUGCUGGCUGGUUACCAUCGUGAUACUAGUCUGUACACCAAGAUCUCCCCGUUUAACCAGGAAAUGCGCAGGCGCAUCUGGAUCACCAUCGUGGAGCUGGACCUACAGGUGUCUUUUGAACGUGGAAUGCCGCCGUCUGUACAGGAGUCCGAUUAUGACACGGCGCCGCCGUUGAACAUCAACGACAUCGACCUGCGUGAGGAUAUGGAAGAGCUGCCCGCAGAGCAGCCGCCAGAGGAAUUUACGGACUGUUCUUUUCAGACGGCGUUGACGAAGUCUCUUCCUUUGCGGCUAAAGGUUUGCCAUUUGAUGCACUCACCACGGAUCAAAUGCCGCUAUGAUGAAAUUCUUCGCUUAGACUGGGAACUGAACCGGCAUCUAUCGAAGAAGCCCACCUGGAAGAUUCCAGAGCUUGGCCACAUCCAGACGGCGGAUAAAUGGACCUUGGCAAAGGCCAUGCUAGAGAACAAGAUCGGUCUCAGUCUGCUUGCAAUCCACACCCCUUUUGCGAUUGAAGCGCCACGGGAACCGCUUUUUGCUCCUUCAGCCCGGGCACGACUGGAAUUAGUGACUAUGAUACUAUCAAUUCAGAAGCGACUACACGAAACAUCGCGGUCGCUAUCCCUCUGCAACCUUGGGGACUGGACGGUCCAAACUUACUGCUCGAUUUGCCAGUUACUGCACGAGGGAGCCGCUAAUCCAGGGCUCUCUCUAAUCCAUACCCUUCCAGGCCUCCCGGAAACCCUAGUCUCCCUGGUCGAGGUGGCUCUUGCUUGUAUGGAGAGCCGGCUUCUUCUGGUGAUUAAGGGGGCCAAGGAAUACUUCUUCAUGUCGACUAUUCUGGCUCUGGUCAAGACCAAACUAUGGCCGGUCCAGGCAACCGUCUACAAACAGGAGGUCGUAGAGAGAGUCAUUCUAUUCGCGCAGACUCUCUUUACACGGCACGCCAAUUGCGCCCAUCUGGGAGAAUUGGGAAUGGGGAGUUUCAAAACCAAUCAGGUCCCAAGCCUGAACAGCAUUCAAGAUGUACCGCAGCAAUUUGCUUCUGAGAUCAGUGUGCCAAUGACGGGGGAUUUUGGCCUAUUACGCUAG